Messenger RNA from Aegilops tauschii subsp. strangulata, 1795 nucleotides. The record is from RefSeq and is a predicted model, not a curated record. Lineage: Eukaryota; Viridiplantae; Streptophyta; Magnoliopsida; Poales; Poaceae.
GGCACAAUGAUGAAUUUUACGGAGGAUGCUCCUGUAAAGAAAGGCUCUGUUCUCUUAACAAGGAUGGAAAGUAUAACGGCAUACAAAAACCAACGUGGACAACCCAGAUCUGGAACUCCAGAACAAUCCAACACUCCAGUGUCUGCUAAUGACAUGUGUUCCCUUGCUGAAUGGCCAUCCCAUGCUCGCCGCAACCAAGCUGGUGGACAGAAGAAGAAAGGGCGAGGUGUUCUAAAAGGUUUUAAAGCAUCUAAGAAGCGUUUUGCCAAUGGAUCUGCAAAGCUAAAUAUUACAUUCUCUGAAAAAUUGGGUGGUACAGUAGGAAUGAACUAUCGUUCGUUCAAGGAUGACGUGGUAGUCGUAAUGAAAAGAAAGUUACCACUCAUUGGAGUGAGGACGUGGUCGGACAUUCACCCUACCAUUCAUCGACUCAUUAUUGCAGACAUGAUAGACAGAUGGGACUUGGAAGAUACACCAGAAACAGAAGAAAAAGUUCUCAAAAUUGCGAAAGAGCGAUAUAGAGGCUGGCGAUCAACUCUAAGCUCCACUUACAAGGCAUACAAAACAGAUGCAGCUAGAUUGGCUAAUCUGCCGGAAGAUUUGCAACCAGAAGAGUGGGAAUGGAUGAUUGAGUACUUUGGCACUGAUUCAAAAUUUCAGGAUCGCAGCCAAGAGAACGCCGAUAACCGUAAGAAACAGAAGACAAAACACAUAAUCGGAUCAAAAUCUUACUCGCAAGUUAGUUUUGAGAAGAGAAACUUGGAAACUGGAGAAGAGCCAGAUUGUAUUGCUCUGUGGGAACUCACCCACACGAACGAUGGAACAUGGUCUAACACAGAUUCCCAGAAAGUUUACGACAAAGCACUUCAAGAGGUUAAAAUCAAAGAAACUGAAACUGAAGGUCCACUUUCAAGUGAGCAGAAAAACAAUAUUUUCCAGACCGCUUACAAAGACACUCUGGAAUGCAAGUCAUCGCAGCCUCGUGGGUACGGAUACAUGGCCAAAACUUCAACUGGUUCUGAAAGGUUUCGUAUCCAGAUCGAAGAGCAAGCUCGUGCUACAGCAGCCACCCAGGAGCGAAACUCUCAGCUCAGCCAGCAGGUCAACGAAUUAGAAGAUCAACUACAAGCUGAACGUGCAAACACACAAGAGAGGAUUAACUUGGAGCGUGCUGAGAGAGAACAACUUGAGGAGAGGUUAAAAGAAGAGUGUGCUGAAAGGGAAAGAUUGUUGCAAGAGGAGCGAACAUCAAGACUGGAAUUUGAAAGAAACAUGAUGGCAAAGUUUGUAGAAUUGAGCCAACAGAUGGGAACCCAACAGGUGCCUACGAAGAGGGUUGACAAAGAAAACAGUAAUCCAAACUUGCAAAAUAUUCUUUUACAGAGAUCUAGUCCUAAUAAGACUCCAGGUUCAAGGCCAACUGCUAUUUCUUCAAAUGCGCUCAUACAAGCUGCAGCAAGGCAUUCUCGAAUGUUUAAAGCAAUGGAUCCAAAGAACUAGCUGGAUUGGACUCUAGAUCAUGGGCAGUUUAGUCUUCGAAGUUAAUUAGGAUGGCUAAAUUACAUUUGAGUUUCAUUUGAUGGAUAUUUGCUAUGAGAAUUAUGAAUUUUAUGAAUCUGCAUAUUAUACGUAUGGUUUUGAAUAUUGUAAUCGAAAGCCUGUAUUUUUUUUACGGUUGCAAUAGACUAUUACCACAACCCACUUUCGGUUGCCACAUGCUAGCACCACUAAAGAUAUAGUGUUGCGUUAUAUCUCAUUCGCUACGCCUAUCUGUUUUGUUGCAACGGAGCACUUU